AGCGUACUACGUAGUAUGUCAACAGUAAAUAGCCCGUCGAAGCCGCGUAGCUGUUUGGAACACUGUUUAGUAUCUAGGAGACCUUCAACAUGGGCUCUAAGCGGAGGAGGGCCACCUCCCCGUCCAGCAGUGUUAGUGGUGGAGAUUUUGAGGACAGCCAGCCAGCACCAACCCCUUCAAGCAGUCGCAAGAGAAAAAGAACACCUAACAUUCCCACUGUUGAUCCAAUUGCAGUGUGUCAUGAACUUUACAACACGAUCAGAGACUACAAGGACGAUCAGGGCAGGAUGCUGUGUGAACUGUUUAUCAGAGCACCAAAGAGGAGAAACCAGCCUGAUUACUAUGAUGUGGUGUCACAGCCCAUUGAUAUGAUGAAGAUCCAGCAGAAGCUGAAGAUGGAGGAGUAUGAUGAUGUUGAGCAUCUCACACUUGAUUUUCAGCUCCUCUUCAACAAUGCAAAGACCUACUACAAACCUGAUUCCACAGAGUACAGAGCUGCGUCUAAGUUAUGGGACCUUUACGUUCGCACCAAGAAUGAAUUUGUGCAGAGAGGGGACUAUGAUGAUGAUGAUGACGAUGGUGAUGACACACGAGAACAUCCAGGAGGCGCAGUGGAGGAUGAAUCUGCGUCCAGUGUUAGGGAGGUUUUAGAACAGCUGCUCGACACAGUUUUGAGACACUCCGAACAUGGACGUCAAAUUAGCGAACUCUUCCUCAGACUUCCUUCCAAAAUCCAAUACCCAGAUUAUUAUGCUAUCAUCAAAGAGCCGAUAGAUCUGAGAGCCAUCGCACAAAGGAUACAGAUCGGCUACUACAAAUGUGUGAAUCAAAUGUCCAAGGAUAUCGACCUCCUGGUCAAAAACGCUAAGACGUACAAUGAACCUGGUUCACAGGUUUUCAAGGAUGCGAACACCAUCAAGAGGAUCUUUUCCCAGAAGAAGAUGGAGCUGGAGCACAUGGAGCCCAUUAAGAGCAGCAUCCGAAUUAGGAAAAGAAAAUCACUGCAUGGAGACCGACUCUCAUCCCUCACCAUGGCUUUACAGUACGGAUCAGAAAGUGAUGAAGAUGGCAUCCUGUCAGGUUCUGUGCAUUACGACGGGGGAGAAUCGGAGGCUGAAAGCAUCCAUUCCAACAUGGACAUGUCCAAUCCAAUUUUCCGAAUGUAUGAGGCCAUACGAGGGGGCAGGAACAGCCAAGGGCAGCUCAUCGCUGAGCCUUUUUUGCAGCUGCCCCCGAGAAAGGACUACCCUGAUUACUACCAGCAGAUCAGCCAGCCCAUCUCCCUCCAGCAGAUCCGAGAGAAGUUGAAGAAUAACGAAUAUGAGAGCACCGAGCAGAUGGAGGCUGAUCUCAACCUGAUGUUUGAGAACGCAAAGCGCUAUAACGUCCCUAACUCGAACAUCUAUAAACGAGCUCUGAAACUGCAGCACAUUCUUCAGCUGAAAAAGAAGGAACUGUUAAGAAGAGAUGAUGAAGACGGGGACAGUAUGCUCUCUUCUACCCUGUCAGAUACUGGGAGCAUUAAACGCAAGAGUUAUAAGAAAACCACGAAGAAGAACCGUAUGAAGGCUCUGUACCAGAUCAUAACCGAGGCCCGGGAGCUGGGCACUGGCCGCAGACUUUGCGAUUUAUUCAUGGUCAAACCAUCGAAGAAAGAUUACCCAGACUACUAUAAGAUCAUACUGGAACCUAUGGACCUGCGCACUAUAGAACACAACAUCCGCGCAGACCGUUACUCCAAGGAAGACUCCAUGCUGGAGGACAUGAGGCUGAUGUUCCGCAACGCGAGACACUACAACGAGGAGGGUUCACAAGUGUAUAAUGAUGCCAACACUCUGGAAAGGAUCCUUAGGGAGAAGAAGAGAGAACUCGGACCUACACCAGAAGACGACGACAUUAUCUCGCCAAAACUCAAAAUAAAAAAAAGUGGCAUCUCGCCAAAGAAGUCCAAAUACCUGACACCGCUGCAGCAGAAGCUGAACGAGCUCUACGAGGCGGUUAAAAACUACACAGACAAGCGAGGCCGUCGCCUCAGCACCAUCUUCCUGCGCUUGCCGUCCCGUGCUGAACUUCCCGACUACUACCUAGCCAUCAAAAGACCCGUAGACAUGGAGCGGGUCAAGAGCCAUAUGCUGGCCAACAAGUACCAGGAUGUGGAUGCCCUGGUGGAGGAUCUGGUUCUGAUGUUUAACAACGCUUGCACUUACAACGAACCAGAGUCGCUCAUCUACAAAGAUGCCCUGGUGCUCCAUAAGGUCCUGCUGGAAACCAGGAGAGACCUGGAAGGAGGGGACGACUCGAAUGUACCGGACGUCCCUCGUCUCAUUCAGGACCUGAUCCGCAGCCUUUUUGUCUCAGUGCUGGGUCACCAGGACGACGAGGGUCGAUGCUAUAGUGACUCGCUGGCGGAGGUGACGGCUGAGGACCCAGCCAAUCCUGAAAGACCUCGGUUAAACUUUGAGAUCAUCCGGAGCAACGUGGAGAACGGGCGCUACAAGCGACUGGAUGUCUUCCAGGAUCACAUGUUUGAAGUGCUCGAAAAGGCCAGGAGAAUGCAUAGGACGGACUCUGAGAUCUUUGAGGACUCGGUGGAGCUUCAGCACUUCUUCAUCCGGAUUAGAGACGAGCUGUGUAAGAACGGAGAGAUCCUGCUGUCUCCAGCCCUCAGCUACACCACCAAACAUCUGCACAGCGACGUGGAGAAGGAGAAGAAAGAGAAGCUGCCCAAAGAGUUUGAGGAAGACAAGCUGAAGAGAGAGGAGGAGAAAAAAGAGGCAGAGAAGUGCGAGGAUUCUUCUAGCGGUUUGUGGCAGGGAGGCCUCCAGCGCACCUACAGUCAGGACUGCAGUUUUCGGGACAGAAUGUACCACGUAGGGGACUAUGUCUACGUAGAGCCUGCUGAGGCAAACCUGCAGCCCCACAUCGUCUGCAUAGAGCGCCUCUGGCAGGACGACACAGGAGAGAAAUGGCUGUAUGGCUGCUGGUUCUACAGACCCCAAGAGACCUUCCAUCUGGCUACCCGCAAAUUCCUGGAGAAAGAAGUCUUCAAAAGUGAUUACUACAACAAAGUUCCUGUCAGCAAAAUUCUGGGCAAAUGUAUCGUCAUGUUUGUUAAGGAGUACUUCAAGCUCAGUCCUGAAGGUUUCCGACCGGAGGAUGUUUUUGUCUGUGAGUCUCGUUACUCUGCCAAGACCAAGUCAUUCAAAAAGAUCAAGAUGUGGACCAUGCCUCUGAGCUCUGUCAAGUUCGUCCCCCGAGACGUCCCACUGCCGGUUGUGCGAGUGGCUUCUAUGUUCGCUCCCAAACCGGAGAGUGAAAAACCUACAGAGCCUACAGAGGACAACAAAACUACAAUACUCAUCAUUGAUAAGGAGCGGGAAGAUGUUCCUGUGGAGGUGAGCAGUGGUGAACCGGGAUGCCAAUAUUACGAGCAGCUCUGCUACAACGACAUGUGGCUCAAGAUCGGGGACUGUGUCUAUAUCCGCUCUCACGGCCUUGUGCGCCACCGUGUGGGCAGGAUGGAGAAAAUGUGGGUGCGAGAUGGUGCAGCUUAUUUUUUUGGCCCUAUCUUCAUCUACCCUGAAGAGACUGAACACGAGCCCACCAAGAUGUUCUACAAAAAGGAAGUCUUCCUCAGUAAUCUGGAGGAGACCUGCCCCAUGACCUGCAUUACUGGAAAGUGUGCAGUAUCUUCGUUUAAAGACUUCCUGUCAUGCCGAGCGACCGAAGUGCCUGAAGAAGACGUGCUGCUGUGCGAGAGUCGUUACUUGGAGAGUGAGAAGCAAAUGAAGAAGUUUAAAGGGUUGAAACGAUUCUCUUUGUCUGCCAAAGUAGUUGAGGAUGAAAUCUAUUACUUCAGGAAACUGAUAGUGCCUCAGAAGGAGCCGUCUCCUCUGCUGGACAAGAAGAUUGAAGAGCUGGAGGCCAAGUUUGCAGAAAUGACAGAUGAGGAGCUGGACGACCUGGGUGAUGAUGAUGGCGGCGAUGGCUUAGACGGACAAGGAAUGUCUCAGCUACAGACGCCGCUAGCCAGUGAUUUGGAUAUGUUGACUUACACACCGAUACAGUCCACACCUAAGGUCUUUAAAGGCCUGUCGAAGAAAGAGGGAGCGAAGAGGAAGAUCAACAUGAGCGGCUACAUCCUGUUCAGCAGUGAGAUGCGUGCUGUGAUCAAGGCCCAGCAUCCAGACUUUUCAUUUGGCGAGCUCAGCCGUCUGGUGGGCACAGAGUGGAGAAAUCUGGAGUCGGCAAAGAAAGCAGAGUAUGAAGAGAGGGCAGCCAAAGUGGCGGAGCAGCAGGAACGCGAAAGAGCGGCUCAUCAGCAGAACUCACCAAGAGCAGGUACCCCACUAGGGGCGAUCAUGCGGCUGGUGCCUCCGCCGAGCCCUAUGGGGACGCUUAACCACUGCAUGACGCUUAUGGCAGGCAUGAUGGGUAGCUGUUUUCCACUCAUGCUGCCCCCGCCAGGUCCCAUCGAUGGCUCUGUUAGCAUGGCUGGCAUGCCACCACAUUCCCUGCCUGCCUUACCCUACCAUUUUGCACCUGCCACGAUGUACUCGGGUAUGAAUGGAAUUACCCCUGGAUCUGCAGCAAACCCCUAUGGAGCUCAGGCCGGUAUGACGGGCACCAAUCAGCAGGCUCCUCCCCCUUACCCUGGACAAGGCCAGCCGGGCCAAGCCUCCCUUCAGCAACCCUCCACCCCGAUAUUUGUGGCUCCGCCACCGAAACCACAACGACUCCUCCACUCUGAGGCCUACCUGAGGUACAUAGAGGGACUCAAUGCUGAGUCUUCCACUGUCAGCAAAUGGGACCAGACUUUAUCAGCCCGACGGAAAGAUGUACGCCUAACGAAAGAACAGGAAAGCAGACUUCCGACUCAUUGGCUGAAGAGCAAAGGUGCACACACCACUAUGGCUGAUGCUCUGUGGCGCCUGAGAGACCUGAUGUUGAGAGACACACUAAACGUUAGGCAGACGUACAACAUCCAGAACAUCUAAACCAGCAGGGCCAGACUUCAGAACUGGAGGUUUUUGAGAGUUGAGAGUUGAUCAAAUACACCUGAUUCGAGUCAAGGUCAUCAAAGUCUUUGACAUGAAGAAGCACUAUACUGUGCCAGCCAAAAGUGGAGUCUGGUACUGUUAAUCCAAACCAUUCCGGUUCAUUCAUUAACACAAGCGUCACCUUAUAGUUUUAAUGUGUGGUUUUGUAAAUCGUCCUGCGUAAUCCUUUGUGUGUAAUUUGAUUCAUAGCACUUUGAAUGCACAUGCGUUUUAGUUUCUUAUCAACUAUUGCUAUAAAAUAGACAUUUUCAUGCAGUUAAUGCCUUCAUUGUCCAUUUGGCAUUUCUAUGAUAGACACUUUUCAUAAAAUGUUACCAAUCGAUUAUUGCUGCCUUUUUUAAUUAAAUUAUUUAGUCUUUUGCUUCUACUUUUUGACAUUAGUUAGAAGAAAGAAAAAAAUAAUAAAAUGUAGCAUGUGGGUGUUUUGAAACCCAGCAUUGGUUCUGUAAGUGGUAUCCUACAGUAAGUAGGUUGUUUCUGUUUUUCAAAGGAAUCAAUUUCCAUAUAUUUUCAUUUAUAAAGCAUUUGAGAGGGCAAAUGACAUUUGCUGCUGAGCCAUUUCAAUAAAUUCCAUUUCACAGUA
This is a messenger RNA of Trichomycterus rosablanca, 5643 nucleotides long. RefSeq names its product polybromo 1 (gene pbrm1). Gene Ontology annotation, molecular function: protein binding; chromatin binding. Lineage: Eukaryota; Metazoa; Chordata; Actinopteri; Siluriformes; Trichomycteridae. The record is from RefSeq and is a predicted model, not a curated record. The transcript is spliced from 30 exons. Bases 90 to 4997 code for a protein of 1635 amino acids. Gene Ontology annotation, cellular component: SWI/SNF complex; RSC-type complex. Gene Ontology annotation, biological process: transcription elongation by RNA polymerase II; chromatin remodeling.